Messenger RNA from Chilo suppressalis (striped riceborer), 579 nucleotides. NCBI's taxonomy places the organism in Eukaryota, Metazoa, Arthropoda, Insecta, Lepidoptera, Crambidae. The record is from the annotation of a GenBank genome assembly.
AUGGCCAAUUUAGAGUAUGUCCAAAUCAAAGAUCUAAAGCCGGGCAUGAAAAACAUUAACGCGGUUUUUAUAGUUCUGGAGGUCGGUCCGCCGACACUGACCAAGGAGGCUCGCGAGGUGCGCACGCUACGCGUGGCAGACGCCAGCGCGUCCGUGAACCUGUCGGUGUGGGACGAGCCCGGCGCGCUUCUGCAGCCCGGGGACAUCGUGCGCCUGACGCGCGGGUACGCUUCGCUGUGGCGAUUCGCCCUCACGCUCUACUCGGGGAAGUCGGGAGACAUCCAGAAGGUGGGCGAGUUCUGCAUGCUGUUCAACGAGCAGGUGAACAUGAGCGAGCCGCAGCCGGCCCCGCCGCCCGCCGCGCCCGCCGGCCUGGCGCCGCCGUCCUCCGACCGCUCCAACGGCGCGCAUGUCGUCGCGCGACCCCACGCGCCCGCCGCCGUCGCGCCGCCGCCGCCUCAGCAUCAACCCAAAUCUGACCGCUUCCAACCUUCCAAUAACGACCACUCGGCCAAACAUAACACUCACAAGACGUACGUGAGAGGCCGGGGCCACCAGCGAGGCAACAACAAGAGAUAA